AAAAAGAAUGAAUUAGUGUGGCGUUUUCCUAUAUCUUGGUUUUCCCAUAGCGAUAGCACAUCAUUGAUCAAGUUUAUUUACUUUUAUGUUGCCAUAUACAGGUCUGGGUUAAUUCAUUGUAUUUAGGUAAAACAUGAAUUUUACCCCAUUUACCGCUGAUGCAGUAUAUUCUUUAUUUCACUCAAAUAGAAGAAUCAACGUCGUUUUUCUUAUUAACUUUUUUCCUUUUUAUUACUAUUCUAUUUCAUGUUCACCUCUAUUUCCAACUAUCCAGUACAUCCAAAACCUGAGCCCAUCGUUGUGGUAACACAUUUCAUCGACAGAGGUCGCACUUUCAUCUAAUCGCUUUAAGCGAUUCAAGAGCCCACAAGGCCUGGAGGAUCUUCAGUUAACCAGCUCUUAGUCCUGUUCAGGACUGCUAGUCAUUGGGCGAGAGGCAGGAAUACACCCAGUCCAUCGCAUGGCACACACACAAUUCACAGCCAGGUCCAAUUUUAGAAUGUGCAGCAGGACCAUUUCUCAUGCGCAGCCUGAAAGCCAAAUAAAAAAAAAUGCAUUUCAUCAUAGGAAGGGGCUUCAUUCUCAUCCGAUCAGCUCUUCCACAGAAAAGUGAGUGAUUUUAUGUCUUAUAUAUUUUUAUGUCUUUUAAUUAUCAAGUUAACCCAUUUUUAAUCUAUUCCCAACCAUGAAAAGUAUUCUGGUGAGGUAUGACUGUGUUCUUAUGUAACCAACUACACCAGUGGUCAGAAUAGAAUUUUCAGAAUAGAAUUUAUUGCCAUGGUCAGUGGGGGUUCCACCAACUAGGAAAGUGCUUCGAAAUAAAGUGCUGUUAAUAUAAAAUAAAAUAAAAUAAAAUAAUCCACAAACAACAAAAGCUGAUCACAAAUUCAACAGUCUGACGGCCGAGGGGAAGAAGCUGUUCCUGUGACGGGAGGUUCUGGUCUGGAUGGACCGUAGCCUCCUGCCAGAGGGAAGAGGAACAAACAAUCCAUGUCCAGGAUGAGAAGGGUCGGCUCUGAUCCGACCUGCACAUCUCUGGGUCCUGGAGACAUACAGGUCCUGAAUCUUCCCUCACAAUCGGUCUUAUCUACACCAACCUUCCUUCCAUUCGGGGUUUUAUAUGUGGACGGAGUCUGGAUUAUACUUGAUUUAAGGUCACUAUAAGUUCUUUAAAAAGGGCGAGUGAAAGUGAAGUCACGGGAUGACAUAUAUGUUCUUCGUGUAUACUGUAUGGAAACACACUGUUCAAACUUGCCACGUAUAGAACGCAUCUGCUGUGAUUGGAAUGUCACAGAACAGGUUAUUAGGUGCAGAUGACUUAAUAAGCUUUUACCUCUCAUGAUCCCAGGAUGAGCAGUCAGAGGAGGUCACCUGAAGCGAAGUAAAAAAACAACAUUAAAAUAAUACAUGACAAAUGAUACCUAUAAAAUAGGGCCACACCGCAGCCUAGGGAUUAACACUCUCACCUUGGCCUCAGCAAGAAGGUUGCAGGUUCGACUCCCAGGUCGGAAAUACCAGGAGAAAUCUAUGUUGUGUUUGUCUUAACGGAUUGAGCAGAAGAAGGGAACCAUGCAGGAUAAGGAGUUGGACAAAGUUUACCAUUGAAUAAACAGUAUCAGAAAAUGAAUCCAAGGUGGUCAGUGUCUACGGACUAAACAGGUGGGAACACAUCAGUAUAGAUUCAUUUCAUCAAAGGACACAACAUGUUCCUUAAAAGGUUAGUGAUGACACAGAUGAACACACACUUGGCUUCAGAACUAUUUAUACCCCAUGAAAGGAAUCACCAGUUUAAUAGCUUUCGCAGGUGAAGAAUCUAAAAUAGAAUAUUUUUUCAUGGGGUAUGAAUCAUUUUGAGCACGAGUGUACAUGCCCCAUGAAAACGCAAUGUUCAAACCUGCCACGGAUGGAACACACUGUGAUUGGAAUGUUCUCAAACAGGUUAUUACAUAAUAAGCGAACACGUACAUUACUUUUCAUAAAUGAAAAAAGAGGGGUCGAAGGACGCCAUCCAAAUUGGACCAUAAAAAAAGGCUUUGUUCCAUUUGGCAAUCCAUUAGAAAUGCUCUAUUGCAUUAACAGAGUCAGGCAUGUUUGAGAAUGUUUGAAGUUUGUUUUAUGAAGUAUCAUUGAAAAUACAGAACAUGAAGUCACGUCAUCCAUGCAUUGUGUUACACACAAUUGCAGACAAUAGUAAACACAAGGUGGGGAGCGACUGGGCAAUGGCCUAUGGCCCAAGCAACCGAUUUUUAUUGGCUUAUUAUGGUUUAGUUUGGACCUUAACUGAGCAUGCAACAGCUCACUUCAACUCUCCGGACAGUGCAAUCCAGAUAAUGCCAUUAAUAGGUCCAUUGAGCCUGCAUGCAGUGCCUCCACUCCACCGUACCUUAGAAGAAUCUACAAAAACCAGCAAACUCCUCAGAGUUUGGAAGUGAAGACAAUCUAAUAGCAUUAUAUACAAUACACUUUCUUUGCAUUUGUGCUACUCUGCACUGCACAGGUUCUUGAUCUUUGUUGAUGUCUCAUGUCAACCACAUUGUGAGUCACAAUGAGGCAAAGUCAGCUUCACAUUCUCUAUCUGUAUGGCAAGUAUAGUGCAGACCAAAUGGCCUACUGCACAUAUAGUGCACUAGGAAGCAUCAUAUUUUAAUACUUCUUCUGACUAAAUGGAAACAUUUUAAGUGUACAAAAGUAUGCUUUUAUUUAUUUAAUUUUUUUUUUACAAAAAGGGCACUCACCUGUAUAUUACCAGUGUACUGAGGUGCCGUUUAUAAGCAGACGGAAAGCACCGAAUCCGCCAUCGUUUUGUGACACCUUUUCUCACACCACUUGUCAAGUUCAUCCCUUAUACUUUACCUUUGGCUUUCUAUGUAAAUGAUAGGAAACUGAGGGCAACUACAUGGUCUCACCCAGGAGAAAUGAGAAUUCAGCGUUUCAAGGAGAGGACUGAAGGCCCACGGACGGUGGAGAGGAGGUGCGUCAUGCUGUUCUUGUUGGUCUACAGUGCCCAGGGAGUGAAGGUCUCAAGAGUCAGUUUUUCACGUGCCAGACAGUUUCUCGCAUGAGCAGUGGCCUCUUGCUCAAGUGUCUCACUGAGAAAAGCAGUUGAACAAGAAAAGGAAAAGACGAGAGAUAACUCCUGACCAAAACUACGGCGACGUCAGCGCUAGUUUUCGCUCAGAUCUUGAACAUAUUCAGUGUAUGCUGCAAACCAGAAGCGGUAGCCUUCAAGGGCAACCACACAGACGUCAGGUGAGUAGGAGAUUUAAACAGUCACGUUGUAUCAGGUAUAAUCGUGGAUACGUUUCAGCAGAAGAAUCUUAAACGCACAAGGAGGCGGAGAAGAGAUUUUGCGAUGGGUGUGGUGAUCCUAUAUCUUCUUUAAAUGAUUCCGCCCCCGAAAUAUCCUCUUCACUCAAAGCCCUGAUGAAUCAGUAGUGUCAGCAGGCUCCUGUGUUUUACCUUUGUGUUCUCCUGCAAGUGUUUUCAAGAAACCCCUGUGAAGCUCUGAGAGUCGCUCACUGAACUGAAGAUGAGUUAUAAGGUAAUGUGUGAGUCAUCUGGUGAUGGGGAAGAAACAUAUAUUCCAUUUACUUUGUUCAUGUUUGAGCACCAAAGAGGCGCGUUGAGGCAGAGCGGAUGGAUAUCCAGCUGUGUGUCCGGUUAGAUGUCGGAGAUGGUGCACAAGUUUGACGUGACCAGAUUUUUUGACAACUGUCCUUCCACUGAGCAAUAGAGUUGUUCAGUAGACGAUGUGCGCGCUCCAUUUUGUGGUCUUCAUCUGCAGCAUAAAACACAGAUUUUUAUCUUUUUUUCUUUCUUUUUAAACAUUUAUUUGACUUCAUUUCCAUUCACUCAUUUUAAGAAGGUCAUGAAAAGAUGAUAAAUGUUCAUUGUGUAAAUGGACUUUGAUGUCAAUGUCAUUUACACCUUCUUGUCAAGAAUUGUUUUAAACAUUUUAUUGUUUUAGGGGAUAUCAACGUCUGCGAAAAAGCUUUGAAAGUGGUGGAGUUUACUGGAUAUACUUUUAUUAAACUUACUGGACAACAGCCAGUAACCUCGAGACAUCUACUGCAUGUGAUGACGGCUGGUAUUUUGCCAAAGAAUGUACAAACCAGUUUUGAGGUGUUUAACGACUGCUUCUACGGACUGGUGGAGCUUCACCCACUUCAUAUUGAAAUCAUCGACACACCUGAGUUCCAGAGACUCCGGAACAUCAAGCAGGUGGCGGGUGCUCACUUUGUCUACCCGGGAGCCACCCACAGCCGCUUCCAACACUCCAUUGGAGCUUGUCACUUGGCUGGAAAACUUGUCAGAAGACUGAAAACAAAACAGCCAGAGUUGGAGAUCACAGAUGGAGACGUCCUCUGUGUGGAGAUCGCCGCGCUGUGCCAUCAUCUAGGACAUGGACCAUUUUCAUACUUGUUUAUGGAUGAAUUCCUACCCAGAGCCUGGAAAAAGGAAACUGAAGAGUCUGAAGAAAAAAGAAAUGGGGAGAGCAAGCAGACCACAGCUACUCAAUUCAAGCACGAGGAAGUGUCUGUCAAAAUGCUCGACCAUCUGCUGAACAAAAAUAAUUUGAAAAAGUCGAUGAAGAAAUACAACCUGAAUCUUCCUGGAGACCUCAACUUCAUCAAGGACCUCAUUCUGGGAAACAAGGAGGAGAGUCAAGAGCGGAGAGACAAGCCCUUCCUCUACGACAUCGUGAACAACACUGUCAGUGGCAUUGACGUUGACAAGUUUGACUCCUUUGCCAGGGACUGCCACCACCUGGGUGUUAAGAGCAACGUUGACUUCAACCGCCUCCUGCUGUCUGCCAGAGUGUGUGACGCUGAAAACAGGACACAAAUCUGCUACAGAGAUAAGGAGUUGCCACACAUUUAUGAAAUGUUCCGCACGAGGUACAGGCUCCACCAGAAAAUCUACCAACAUACCGUGUGUGCCAUUGAAGAAAUGAUCACUGAGGCCCUUUUGAAAGCAGAUGGCGUCAUCCAAGUGAAGGGCUCCAACGACAGAAUCUUCACUCUCUCGACAGCCAUCUAUGACAUGGAGGCCUACUCCAAGCUGACAGAUCAUGUGUUUGAAGAAAUCCUCUACUCCUCCGAUCCAAACUUGGAACAAGCCAGAGCGAUUCUGCUCAGAAUAGUUUCACGGGACCUCUACAAACUUGUGGGCGAAGUUGUGCUGGAAGGAUCUGAUGAUAGGAAAUCAUGUGAGAGAGAACUUUCUGAUCUGUUGGGAGAGGACGGUGUCUUUGUUGUCAAGCUGGUUGAUAUCAACUACGGAAUCACAGAUGAAACCCCUUUUGCGUUCUACAGCAAAGAUAAACCAGGUGUAGCCUUUCAACUCAGGCUGAUGGGAGCGUCUCCAGUUGAACCAAAGGUCUUCUCUGAGAAACUGAUCCGGGUCUACAGCAGGCGAGUGGACAUCAUGGCCCAGGCGAAGGAGUGCCUUGAAGAGUGGCGCAAAGAAUAUGGAUUUGUCGAACCAAGUAAAAGACUCCCAAUAGAUGACGGCACCAGGACAUGAUGCUCUCCACGACUCCAAAAGGCAGAAGACAUGUCCAUAAAAAUAAGAGUCUGAAUCAAGUUUUCAGGCAGUUUUAUCGUUUUGAUGAUUUUAACCAGGGUAUAAUCAGGUGUUCCACGGGUCGUGGUGAGAGCUACGUAGUUUGUUCACACAUCCUCCUUGUUUCAUGUUGCAGUGUCCACUUAUUACAUUUGAUUCAUGCUGGGGUUUUUUUUU
This is a messenger RNA of Synchiropus splendidus (mandarinfish), 5742 nucleotides long. RefSeq names its product deoxynucleoside triphosphate triphosphohydrolase SAMHD1-like. The coding region runs from base 4078 to 5526 and encodes 482 amino acids. Gene Ontology annotation, biological process: dGTP catabolic process. Gene Ontology annotation, molecular function: dGTPase activity. Gene Ontology annotation, cellular component: nucleus. The record is from RefSeq and is a predicted model, not a curated record. NCBI's taxonomy places the organism in Eukaryota, Metazoa, Chordata, Actinopteri, Syngnathiformes, Callionymidae. The transcript is spliced from 17 exons.